AUGGGUUUUGAGCCCUUGGAUUGGUAUUGUCGGCCAGUUGCAAAUGGAGUAUGGACAAAAACAGUGGUGAAUGCCUUUGGUGCUUACACCCCUUGUGCGGUUGAUACUCUUGUCAUCUCCAUUUCUUAUUUGAUACUUCUAGGCCUCUGCAUAUACCGCACAUGGUUGAUUAACAAGGAUUUCAAAGUGAAGAGGUUCCGUCUAAGGUCAAACAUUUACAAUUAUGUACUGGGAUUGUUAGCUUUAUAUUGUGUGGCAGAGCCAUUAUACAGAUUGAUCAUGGGAGUAUCAGUUCUAAAUUUAGAUGGCCAGACUCAACUUGCUCCAUCUGAGGUAGUUUCACUGAUCAUCAAGGCUCUUGCGUGGUGCUCUAUGCUAAUUUUGAUUGGGGUUGAAACUAAAGUCUACAUCCUAGAAUUCCGAUGGUUUGUCAGAUUUGGUUUGAUUUAUGCUAUUGUAGGGGAAGCUGUAAUGUUCAAUUUCAUCAUUUCCUUGAAGGAUUUCUAUAGCAGCUCUGCAUUGUAUUUAUACAUCAGUGAGGUGGUUGCUCAGGUUUCCUUUGGAAUACUUUUGCUUGUGUAUCUUCCCGCUUUGGAUCCUUAUCCAGGUUAUACCCCCAUCGGGAGUGAUAUGAUUGCUGAAGCUGCAUAUGAUGAACUCCCUGGAGGAGAAAUGAUAUGUCCGGAGAGGAGUGCCAACAUAUUGUCGAGAAUAAUGUUUUCUUGGAUGAAUCCCAUCAUGAAACUAGGAUAUGAAAGACCACUGAAUGAGAAAGAUAUAUGGAAAUUAGAUACAUGGGAACGGACAGAGACACUGAUCAAUAAGUUCCAGAAAUGUUGGGUAGAGGAAUCUCGGAAGCCAAAACCAUGGCUUUUAAGAGCAUUGAAUGCAAGCCUUGGAGGAAGGUUUUGGUGGGGAGGCUUUUGCAAGUGGGCUAAUGCUAUGCAGAAUGGUGACCCAUCCUGGACUGGCUACGUUUAUGCCUUCUCAAUAUUUGUUGGAGUGGUCUUUGGUGUGUUAUGUGAAGCUCAAUAUUUUCAGAAUGUUAUGCGUGUUGGUUACCGGUUAAGAUCAACAUUGGUGGCUGCAGUCUUUCGCAAGUCGCUAAGGCUUACUCAUGAAGCACGGAAGCAAUUUGCAACUGGAAAAAUAACCAACUUGAUGACUACUGAUGCUGAGGCACUUCAGUACUGCCUCUUUGUGAUUACUCCAAUUCGAAUUUCUGUUGCUAUGGUUCUUCUUUACCAACAACUUGGUGUUGCUUCCCUUCUUGGUGCAUUGAUGCUAGUUCUUAUGUUUCCGUUACAGACAUUUAUCAUCAGCAGAAUGCAGAAGUUGUCUAAGGAGGGAUUACAACGAACAGACAAAAGAAUUGGUCUUAUGAAUGAAAUUUUGGCUGCUAUGGACACUGUAAAGUAUUAUGCGUGGGAGAGUAGUUUCCAGUCUAAAGUACAGAUUGUCCGAAAUGAUGAAUUAUCAUGGUUUCGGAAAGCAUCAUUACUUGGAGCGUGCAAUGGAUUCAUACUAAAUAGCAUUCCAGUUUUUGUAACUGUUAUUACAUUUGGAGUAUUCACCUUGCUUGGAGGGGAUCUGACACCUGCUAGAGCUUUUACAUCACUUUCUCUGUUUUCUGUGCUCCGAUUUCCUCUCUUCAUGCUUCCUAAUACUAUAACCCAGGUGGUUAAUGCAAAUGUAUCUUUGAAACGACUAGAAGAUUUGCUCUUAGCGGAAGAGAGAAUACUUCUACCAAAUCCACCUCUUGAUCCGAGGUUACCAGCUAUUUCAAUCAAGAAUGGAUACUUUUCUUGGGAUGCAAAGGCGGAUAGGGCGACAUUAUCAAACAUAAAUCUGGAUAUACCUGUUGGUUGCCUAGUUGCAGUUGUUGGCAGUACAGGAGAAGGGAAGACAUCAUUAGUAUCUGCAAUGCUUGGAGAAAUUCCUUCAAUUGGAGAUUCAACUAUUGUUAUGAGAGGCGCAGUUGCUUAUGUACCCCAAGUUUCGUGGAUUUUUAAUGCAACUGUACGAGAUAAUGUUUUAUUUGGUUCUGACUUUGACCCAACAAGAUAUCAAAGGGCAAUAAAUGUGACCGAACUGCAACAUGACCUUGAGUUAUUUCCUGGUGGUGAUCUCACUGAAAUUGGUGAAAGAGGAGUAAACAUCAGCGGUGGUCAAAAGCAGAGAGUUUCCAUGGCUAGAGCUGUCUACUCCAAUUCUGAUGUGUACAUCUUUGAUGACCCCCUAAGUGCUCUAGAUGCUCAUGUGGCUAGACAGGUUUUUGAUAAAUGCAUCAAGGGAGAAUUGAGAGGGAAGACCCGAGUUCUUGUUACGAAUCAGUUGCAUUUCCUCUCUCAGGUUGAUAGAAUCAUUUUGGUCCAUGAAGGUAUGGUGAAGGAGGAGGGAACUUUUGAAGAACUAUCUAACAACGGACCACUGUUCCAGAAGCUUAUGGAAAAUGCAGGAAAGAUGGAGGAGUAUGAAGAAGAAACGGUAGAUACUGAAAUCAUUGAUCAGAAGCCUUCUUCAAAACCAGUGGCCAAUGGAGAGGUUGAUGAUUAUGCAAAGAGUGGAAAUAAACCAAAAGAAGGAAAAUCUGUCCUUAUUAAACAAGAAGAACGGGAAACAGGGGUUGUCAGCUUGAAUGUUCUUAUAAGGUACAAGAAUGCAUUAGGUGGGUUUUGGGUGGUUCUGAUACUAUUCGCAUGCUAUGUCUCUACGGAAACACUGCGAAUAUCAAGUAGCACAUGGUUAAGCCAUUGGACUGAUAAAAGUGCUACAGAGGGUUACAACCCUGCCUUCUACAAUUUGAUAUAUGCAACUCUAUCAUUUGGUCAGGUUUUGGUGACUUUAACAAAUUCUUAUUGGUUAAUCAUAUCAAGUCUUUAUGCUGCCCGAAGGUUGCAUGAGGCCAUGCUUAGCUCCAUAUUACGGGCUCCCAUGGUGUUUUUCCAAACAAAUCCACUCGGAAGAGUUAUCAACAGGUUUGCAAAGGAUCUAGGUGACAUUGAUCGUAAUGUAGCUCCUUUUGUCAAUAUGUUUCUAGGUCAAGUGUCCCAACUUCUUUCAACCUUCAUCCUCAUAGGCAUUGUCAGCACAAUGUCUUUGUGGGCAAUACUGCCAUUGUUGGUGUUGUUUUACGUAGCUUAUCUAUACUAUCAGAGCACUGCUCGUGAAGUGAAGCGCUUAGACUCGAUCAGCAGAUCUCCUGUUUAUGCACAGUUUGGAGAAGCAUUGAAUGGCUUAUCAACAAUUCGUGCUUACAAAGCAUAUGAUCGAAUGGCCGAUAUAAAUGGGAAAUCCAUGGACAAUAACAUCCGAUUCACGUUGGUGAACAUAAGCGGAAACCGAUGGCUUGCAAUCCGAUUGGAAACUUUGGGAGGCCUCAUGAUAUGGUUGACUGCAACUUUUGCUGUCAUGCAGAAUGGGAGAGCCGAAAACCAGGAAGCAUUCGCUUCCACCAUGGGGUUGUUACUUAGUUAUGCUCUGAACAUUACUAGUUUGCUUACCGGUGUGUUGAGGCUUGCAAGUUUGGCCGAGAAUAGUUUAAAUGCAGUUGAACGGAUUGGCACUUACAUAGAUUUACCCUCGGAGGCUCCCUCUAUCAUUGAUGAUAAUCGCCCUCCUCCUGGCUGGCCUUCUUCAGGCUCAAUAAGAUUUGAAGAUGUUGUUCUUCGCUACAGACCCGAACUUCCUCCUGUGUUGCAUGGCUUGUCUUUUACCAUUUUCCCGAGUGAUAAGGUUGGCAUAGUUGGGAGGACAGGUGCAGGAAAAUCCAGCAUGCUUAAUGCAUUGUUUCGAAUUGUGGAAUUGGAACGAGGAAGAAUAUUAAUUGACGAUUAUGAUGUUGCAAAGUUUGGGCUAGCUGAUUUGCGUAAAGUUCUGGGCAUUAUACCACAAGCUCCCGUUCUCUUUUCAGGAACUGUGAGAUUUAAUCUUGAUCCUUUUAAUGAACACAAUGAUGCUGACCUCUGGGAGGCUCUGGAGAGGGCACAUUUAAAGGAUGUGAUACGGAGGAAUUCUUUGGGGCUGGAUGCUGAGGUAUCUGAGGCAGGGGAAAACUUCAGUGUUGGACAAAGGCAACUCUUGAGUCUUUCCCGGGCUUUAUUGCGAAGAUCAAAGAUAUUAGUACUUGACGAAGCAACCGCAGCAGUUGAUGUUAGAACAGAUGCACUCAUACAGAAAACUAUUCGAGAGGAAUUUAAAUCCUGUACAAUGCUCAUUAUUGCUCAUCGCCUUAACACUAUUAUUGAUUGUGAUCGGAUUCUUUUGCUUCAUGGUGGUAAGGUUCUUGAAUAUGAUACCCCUGAGGAGCUGCUGUUAAAUGAAGGUAGUGCUUUCUCUAAGAUGGUCCAAAGCACAGGAGCUGCAAAUGCACAAUAUUUACGCAGCUUGGCACUUGGUGGAGAUAAAUCUGAAAGAGAAGAAAACAGGCAUCUAGAUGGACAGAGAAAAUGGUUGGCUUCUUCUCGGUGGGCUGCAGCAGCCCAAUUUGCUCUUGCUGUUAGUCUCACCUCAUCCCAGAAUGACCUACAACGAUUGGAAGUGGAAGACGAGAAUAGUAUUUUGAAGAAGACAAAGGAUGCCCUGAUAACUUUGCAAGGGGUUUUGGAAAGGAAGCAUGAUAAAGAAAUUGAGGAAUCUUUAGAGCAGCGUCAAAUAUCCCCCGAGGGAUGGUGGUCAUCGCUUUAUAAAAUGAUUGAAGGUCUCGCUAUGAUGAGCAGAUUGACCAGGAACAGGCUCCAUCAAUCAGACUUCGGUUUUGAGGACAGAUCAAUUAACUUCGAUGAAAUAGAUAUCUAG
This is a messenger RNA of Sphenostylis stenocarpa, 4797 nucleotides long. The record is from the annotation of a GenBank genome assembly. Lineage: Eukaryota; Viridiplantae; Streptophyta; Magnoliopsida; Fabales; Fabaceae.